This is a messenger RNA of Sinocyclocheilus rhinocerous, 1543 nucleotides long. Its product is annotated as hydroxymethylglutaryl-CoA lyase, mitochondrial-like. Gene Ontology annotation, molecular function: hydroxymethylglutaryl-CoA lyase activity. Gene Ontology annotation, biological process: ketone body biosynthetic process; L-leucine catabolic process. The coding region runs from base 8 to 1042 and encodes 344 amino acids. NCBI's taxonomy places the organism in Eukaryota, Metazoa, Chordata, Actinopteri, Cypriniformes, Cyprinidae. The record is from RefSeq and is a predicted model, not a curated record. The transcript has 8 exons.
GCGUGUGAUGAUGGCCGCGCUCGUGAUGAGAGUUAGUCCAGGUCCUUUCGCUUUUGCUCGGGUUCACCGACCCGCUCUGCGCUCCGCUGCUGCCGCAAUACUCAGAUCCAUCUGGCAGGUCAGCGUGUCUGCCACACAGUCAUUCUCAUUCCCAGAGAGGGUGAAGAUUGUAGAGGUUGGACCACGAGAUGGACUUCAGAAUGAGAAGACCAUUGUUCCCACUGAGGUAAAGAUCCAUCUGAUUGAUAUGCUCUCAGAAGCAGGACUUCCUGUCAUUGAGGCCACAAGUUUUGUUUCACCUAAAUGGGUCCCUCAGAUGGCUGAUCAAGAGGAAGUGAUGCGUGGCCUCUACAAGAAACCUGGUGUGAACUACCCCGUUCUGACCCCUAAUCUGAAGGGAUUCCAGGCUGCUAUGAAGGCUGGUGCAAAAGAGGUAGCAAUAUUUGGUGCUUCAUCAGAGCUUUUCAGUCAGAAGAACAUAAACUGUUCAGUGGAUGAGAGUCUUGUGCGCUUUGAGGAGGUGAUGAGAGCAGCCAAACAAGAGGGAGUUCCUGUGAGAGGCUAUGUGUCAUGUGUGCUGGGUUGUCCAUAUGAAGGGAAGGUAUCACCAAACAAAGUGGCAGAGGUUGCUAAGCGACUGUAUUCCAUGGGCUGCUAUGAGAUUUCACUUGGUGAUACUAUCGGAGUGGGCACUCCAGGUGGCAUGACAGAGAUGUUGGAUGCCGUGAAGAAAGAGGUUCCCGUGGAGGCUUUAGCAGUUCACUGUCAUGACACUUACGGACAAGCACUUGCUAACAUACUUGUAGCAUUACAGAAUGGCGUAAGUGUUGUGGACUCAUCCGUUGCAGGGCUGGGCGGCUGCCCUUAUGCCCAGGGGGCUUCUGGGAAUGUUGCAACUGAAGAUGUGGUCUAUAUGCUGCAUGGACUGGGAAUCCAUACUGGAGUGGACCUGCCCAAACUGUUGGCUGCUGGCUCAUACAUCUGUCAUUCACUCAACAGAAGGACAAAUUCAAAAGUAGCUCAGGCCUCCUGCAAGCUCUGAAGUCUUCUUUCUCUUUAUAGUGAUUAUAGUCCCUGGUAUGAUGACAUUACUCUUUUGGAGGUCACUAUACGUUACCCCUUAGUAUGCUGUGAAAUCUCUUAAUUUAUAAUAUCUUUGAAAUAAAUAUCUCUAAACACAGUGGAGCUGGACAUUGGGGAUGAGCGCAUCCGUUCUCUACUGUGAAUGUAUGAAUGAAGCUAGUGAUGAAAUGGGCGCUUGUGAGCUCGUAUCACCCAAUAUUCACAACCAGACGGACCCAAACUGUUCUCUAGUGCCUUGAUUUCUGAUGACAGGCAACAUUUGAUAACUACAAUGUAUAUGUAUAUUUCUAAUGAAUUAAUUAAAUAUUUACAUAGUGAUGAAGCAAGAUCGUUUGUUGCCUAAAGGCAAUAAAUGCCAGAACGGGACAGAAUUUGACUUUGCAGAAUAUUAUGAAUCAUAUCUAGAUUAGGCCUGUCGCAAUAAUCAAUAUAUCGACUUAUCACGCAAUAUAUGUACAUG